Messenger RNA from Mizuhopecten yessoensis (Yesso scallop), 2827 nucleotides. RefSeq lists its product as uncharacterized. The coding region runs from base 170 to 877 and encodes 235 amino acids. The record is from RefSeq and is a predicted model, not a curated record. The transcript has 4 exons. Lineage: Eukaryota; Metazoa; Mollusca; Bivalvia; Pectinida; Pectinidae.
AUAUAAGUAGGUAGGUAUGUUAUACAUUGUAUGUCCAGUCAUGUCCUGAAGCUAAUCCCCUAUUGGACUGUGUUUCAGCUCGUGACUUGUAAAACUACACCGACAUGUGGACAAUAGCCCUUUAAUAGCCGAAUUGUACAUCGUGUGUUGUAUAGAUAUUUCCCCAUGCAUGUAUACAGGUCUGUCGAGGGGUAAACAACACACUAAAUACGACAAGAACAAAAUGGCGCAGAUAUUUCUAGCCUCAGUCCUAGUGUUUCUACAGAUACUAGGUGUUGUGGGUGCGGAUAUAUGCUACGAGUACAGCUACAGUUUUGGCACAGAGCGAUACUACGGCUACUGCCCGGAGGGUUGUUGUGGGUAUACCUACGACCGGAAGUGCUGUGAAGAUGAAAGUUUUGAUGCUAGCAUUGUUGGUAUCAUCGCCGGAUGUGUUAUUGGCGGAAUCGUCUUUCUUGGUUUCAUCGUGUCCCUGGUGUUUUGCCUCGUGUGUAUGGGGACGAAUAAAACAGGCAAUAGAGGUCGUGUCAUAGUUCCCCUUACACAACAGCAAGGAGCGAGCAACGUGGCGUAUGUAAGUACCCAUGCGAACUGGGCCUACACUGGCCCCUAUCCAUCACAGCCACAAGUUCUGGGACAUACCAUGGGUUACUCCCAGUACGGACGGACCACGGGAACAUUCCCACAACCGCCUCCCUACGAGCAUCAACAACCCCCAAGCACAGCUCCCCCCGAAUAUCCUGCUUCGUCGGAGUUAUACGAUCCUCUGUCCUCGUCUGCACAAGGUCUCCCACCAAUAGAUGGCACCUCCACGCAACGAUUGCAAACGAGUCUACCACCAGUAAACCACGGAGGGAUAGAUACCUCUAAGGUGUGAAACGUGCGAAACAUACAGGUUUUCGUCUUGGAAAUGGAACACGACACUAAGAAACAGGUCACGCGUUACAUUUGGAAGUUCUUUGUAAAAUACAUGUUAACCGAAAUGUGUAUAAUAUGUAAAUAAGCAAAUGUAUUGUAUUAGCAUACAUUAUAAACGAAACAUAUAAAACGCGUUAUAACUGUAUGCCUGUUCGUCAGUCACUCGGUAAUUGAUCAUAACGUCUGUUGACAUCAGCUGCAUUAAUUAAUGAAUAAGGAAUUGAUACAUUGUAUUACUUUUGAUAUUAAAUUUUAUAAAACAUUUGAUCGGAAUACAACCUAUAUGUCUAUUGCAUCCAUUGGUGUGCAUAUCUGUCACAGGUGUAAACUGUAAAUGUACUUAUCAUUGGUGUGCAUGUCUGUCACAGGUAUAAACUGUAAAUGUACUUAUCAUUGGUGUGCAUGUCUGUCACAGGUAUAAACUGUAAAUGUACUUAUCAUUGGUGUGCAUCUCUGUCACAGGUAUAAACUGUAAAUGUAUUUAUCAUUGUGUUAUUAAAAAAUUCGCAUUUUUUUUAAUUAUUUCGAAAGUUCUAUAUUUUUAUAUCAGCUAUAUUGCUGACUGUAACUUGGAAAUUGUCGGCGGUGCGCUGAAAUAUGAUAACAUUAAAUAAAGCACAGUAACGGUGCCCUUUAUUAUUACUGUCACGUAACCGAGGUACGUGUACACUGAAGUAGGUAAAGAUAGAGUACGCUUUCCUUGUUUCUGUCAUGUUACGAAACUAUGCAUUUCUGUGAUAUCAAAAACACUACAAUACAGUUUAGGUUGUGAGAGGGGAAUGAGUACUUCCACUUUGUUGAAAUAUUUGAUUAUGCAUUUUUUAUCUUUCAUUUGUUAUGUUUAUAAAGGAUACCGAAGAAAGUUUCUUUGAUUUUUGGCCUCUUAGAUGAAAAUUGCCAUUUUUCGAUUUGAACAAAUAUUUGGUGAUUAGUAUUGCAUUAUUUUUCUCUAAUUAUAUUUGUUUCUUUAUUUUAAAUUGUUUAAAAAAUAAAUUUAAUGAUUUCUUAUUUUGAUGUUAAACAUUUUUAACAAUUUUGACAUGAAAAGUAGCAAUCAAGACGGCUAUUCUGUGGAAAAAGAAGUAUUUGCGUAUCGGUUCUCAAAAUAAGAAGUGACGUACAGCAUGAAAGGAAGAUAUUGAGUUAUUGUGUUUUGUAAUCCGUAUAUAUCUAUGUACUUAAGCGAAUCUGUGAUUUUUAAAUGAAGACUCUUUACCUAGGCAUUUACAUAAGUAUACAGUGUAAUGCAUGUUUUUUUUGUUAUAAUUUGUAUUGAAAAAAGCAGAUAAUUAACAUUCAGAGUCCCCCUAAAAGUUGCAUAGUCAACCAAACUGUCAGCCACUUAAAUAAGUCAUAUUCAAAGAACCCAGUUCAACAAAUUGAUUCAGAGGUGUGAUUUGGGCAUAUUGAACAUAGUGAGGUGAACACAGUCUGUGAUAAAUCAUUUAAAGUCGACGCUUUCAUAAAAUUUAUAACGGGGCAAACUGGCUUCUUGUGGCUAUGUGAAACCCCCAAAAUUGUUGUGAAAGGAUCCGGUAAUAUAUUUCAAGGUUCUAUCAAUGUUGAUGGACUUGAUAUAAAGUGUUCUCAUUCAUCAUUAGGUGAUGUUAGAAAAAACUUAUGUUUAUAACAGGACUAACUCAUACAUACAUGUAACACCACAAAAUUAAUGUUAUGAAGUGAUACUUCAUCUGAAGCUCGGUUAGCCUACGUUUUCCUUAUAAGUGUCUUAUGAAAUAUGUUACUGGGAUAUUUUACUAUACGUUGAGGUGUUUUGAAUGGCAUCAUCUAUCCAGAUUUGGGACCGGUAUAUAAGUGAACUUUAUAAAAUAAUAUGUCAUUCCGCAGCAUUCAUUUGGGUCGCAAUAAAGAUUGAUGUUUAUAAAGCCAAUAAACUAUUGUAACAAAA